AUGUGGCUAGCGUACUUUGCAGGGUUGGUGUGUGAAAUUAUCACCUGGGUGACUGGGACCACCACCACCCUGAGCCGGGGGAGUGUGCGGGAUGCAUGUGCUAUACGGUAUGCUAGCGGCGAUAAGGCUAGGGAGAUAUUGGGGUACGAGGCUCGCAUUGGCAUGGAGGAUGCCAUUCGUGACUAUGCUCGCCGUAUCGGAGUUCAAAUUCCCAUUCAAGAUCGAUCAGGGAAAUUGGACCCCAAUCCAUGA
This is a messenger RNA of Penicillium longicatenatum, 252 nucleotides long. RefSeq lists its product as uncharacterized. The transcript has 2 exons. NCBI's taxonomy places the organism in Eukaryota, Fungi, Ascomycota, Eurotiomycetes, Eurotiales, Aspergillaceae. The record is from RefSeq and is a predicted model, not a curated record. The coding region runs from base 1 to 252 and encodes 83 amino acids.